UCCAAGCGAGGUGCUGGAAUCUGAGCGGCCUUGUAAGGCUUCGAGACGCCGACCCGCCCGGCCUGGGCCACGCUGCCUUCCCGGAGGUUCUCCCUUGCCUCCUUCCCUGCUCCUUCGGACUUGGCCAUGCUGCCCAACACAGGGAAGUUGAGAGGAUGCACUCUUUUUAUCACGGGUGCAAGCCGUGGCAUUGGAAAAGCAAUCGCCUUGAAGGCGGCCAAGGAUGGGGCAAACAUUGUGAUAGCUGCCAAGACAGGAGUGCCGCAUCGCACGCUCCCAGGAACCAUUUACACUGCUGCGGAAGAAAUUGAAGCAGCUGGAGGAAAGGCGUUACCAUGCAUUGUCAAUGUACGAGAAGAAGAGCAAAUAGUUGACGCUGUGAAUAAGGCUGUUCAGACAUACGGAGGGAUAGAUGUUCUUGUGAACAAUGCAAGCGCUAUCUCCUUGACUGGCACACUGGAAACGCCUACAAAAAAAGUGGACCUCAUGAUGAGCGCCAACACGAGAGGGACCUAUCUCACAUCUAAAAUAUGUCUGCCUUACUUGAGGAAGAGUAAGAUUGGUCAUAUUCUUAAUAUCAGCCCACCAAUAAACUUGAAUCCUGUCUGGUUUAGAAAUCACUGUGCCUAUACUAUUUCUAAAUAUGGGAUGUCCAUGUGUGUACUCGGUAUGGCAGAAGAAUUUAGAGGGGAAGUCGCAGUUAAUGCUUUGUGGCCUCAAACAGCUAUAUAUACGUCUGCUAUGGAUAUGCUGGGAGGAGCUGGUGUGGAGAAACAGUGCAGGAAAACGGAUAUUCUUGCAGAUGCUGCAUAUUGCAUUUUAACAAAGCCUAAAAACUUCACUGGAAAUUUUGUUAUUGAUGAAAAUUUGCUGAGGGAAGAAGGAGUGAAGAAUUUUGAUGCAUAUGCAGUUGCACCAGGUCACCCAUUGCUACCAGAUUUCUUUUUAGAUGUGGAUCCUGAGACGCUAGCAAUGAAAAUGGAAGCGCAUGGGGCUUCUCCAGUAUUCAGAGAAGGGAAGAAGCAAGACUUAUCCAAGCACGAAGGUCCUGACAAAACUAAAGCAGAAGGUCCUGAAAGAGGGAAGCAUCAUGUGCACUUUGCAGCCGAGAGCUCGGGGGGCCCUGUGGUGGAAACAUUUAAGAUUAUAAAAGGAGCAAUCAACAAAGAGGUGGUAAAGUCAGUCCAAGGCGUCUAUCAGUUUGAAUUAUCUGGUGAAGAAGGAGGAACGUGGUACAUUGACCUUAAAAGCAAAGGGGGCAGUGCAGGAAGUGGAGAAGCACCUGGGAAAGUUGACGUGAUCAUGAGCAUGUCCAGCAGUGACUUUGUGAAAAUGUUUUCAGGCAAACUAAAGCCAACCAUGGCUUUCAUGUCUGGGAAACUGACCAUCAAGGGUGACAUGGCCUUAGCGAUCAAGCUGGAAAAACUGAUGGGCCAGUUCAACGCCAAACUGUGAUAAUGUUAAGAGGUGGGGAUAGGGGCGUAGUUUUGUGUGUCACAUUGACCUUUCAAUAAAUGUGCAACACUUUGCUGUGGAAGGCGCUAAUGUUUGCUUUUGUUUAACAUGUUAUGAUUUAAUUAAUAAUUUUCAUAAUUUCCUCGAUUGCAUGACAUUUGUAGAGUAUGUGGAACCAGUCCUAACUAGAUUUAUUUGGAAUAAAAUUGUAUUGCUCUAAAGUGGGACUGAUUUCCGAGGGAUUGUUUGUAGGAUCAGUGCUGGCCAUAUAUAUUUUUUCCCCUGAUGAGAAUCACUGCAUCCCAAUUUGCACAUAAAUACUUGUUCCUUUUGGUACAAUCAUGUCAGCCCUGUUUACGUUAGAGGAAGCUGCCAUUUUCCUCUUUCUGCCUUGUUUUUGUCAUCUUUCUAAAUGUCCAGAUUAACUUGAAGUGACUGCACCAGAGUGCAUUUUUUGAGAAAGAAUAGCACUGACAGAGUUGAUGUAAGCUAGUUCUUUGACUGAAGAAAGCUCUGAUCUUGUUCUGGUAAUUCUUAACUUUGGGCCUGAAGUUGCAGUUCUUUGGGAGCCAGCAUGGUGUGGGAGCCAGAAUGUUGUAGUGGUUAAGAGCAGUGGACUCUGAUCUGGAA
Molecule: messenger RNA, 2085 nt
Organism: Gekko japonicus
Lineage: Eukaryota; Metazoa; Chordata; Lepidosauria; Squamata; Gekkonidae
Gene: HSDL2
Product: hydroxysteroid dehydrogenase like 2
Exons: 11
Coding region: 127-1455 (442 amino acids)
Cellular component (GO): mitochondrion
Source: RefSeq, a predicted model, not a curated record